UGAGUUAAGUGGAUUAUUGAAAAGCUUUAAAAUGUAAUAAGUGAAAAAUAGAGCUAGUACAAGAAGUAAGGGUUGUUGAGGUGUAUGUUUUGCAAUGCUGCUGCUAAAAUUUGGACCCUCUAAUGUGAAGUUGUUUGUGAAGGAGUGUGACAUUUGUUACAGUGAGAAUGACAAUCUCUUGGGAAACAGUGUUGAUGUUUUUUGUUGGAAAGUAAGAGGAGCACAGCUUGAGAAAAUGAAGUUAAUUGUUACAUAAUUUAUCUAUGUGUUUCAGGCAGCUAAUUAGCUAGUGAUAUUUCAAACACAAAAAUGUUGGAUGUAUCAACCAAAAAGUCCUCCAAGUCCAAAACUGUGAGGACAAAGGAAGGAGCAAAAAUUCAGCAAGAACAUGUGGAAUUGGCUGACAAAGAGGAACGUGAUUCAGAUGCCAGCAUUCCUGAAGAACAGCAAAAUAAACGAAUUAAAACAACAAGAUUGGAAAAGAGGAGAGAGAGAAAUGCCUCCAAGUCUAAAACUGUGAGGACUAAGGAAGAAAAAAACAUUUUGAAACGAGGGGCAAAAAUGCCACAGGAACUUAUAGAGUUAGCUGAUAAAGAGGAAUCUGAUUCAGAUACCAGCAUUCCUGAUGAACAGAAAACUAAACAAAUCCGAACAAUGAGAAUGGAAAAGAGGAGAGAGAAGCUGCACCACAAGUCUAUGGAAGCUCUCAAGUAUCUCCUUAAAUGGAAACUUGACAGAUCCAACUGGAAGUACAACAGGAAAAUACAAGUUCAUCUCAUCCAGAGCUGCCUCAACCCACAUGUAAUGGCUAAGGACAACUUCCCUCACUUUUUGGAGUAUGCUGCAUCAAUUAAAGGAGGUUCUUCAAUCUGGCUCAAAACUUUGUGUGAAGAAAAAAUCAAAGAAUAUGAUUCCAAGCAGGCAUUAGCAGACGAAGCAACAAUCAUUCCAAAGGAUCUCAAAGCUGCAUAUAAGAGAGCUAAAAAAAUCCUUGCUAAUAUGGGGUCUGUUGAUGCAGACCAAAGCAGUUAAGGAGCUAUAGAAUGUUCUGCUACCCAAAUGUUAAUGAGGUUAUUUGCCUUGACAGUACAAGUGUAUGCAAUGUC
Molecule: messenger RNA, 1106 nt
Organism: Hyalella azteca
Lineage: Eukaryota; Metazoa; Arthropoda; Malacostraca; Amphipoda; Hyalellidae
Exons: 2
Coding region: 310-1032 (240 amino acids)
Source: RefSeq, a predicted model, not a curated record